Molecule: messenger RNA, 417 nt
Organism: Alternaria atra
Lineage: Eukaryota; Fungi; Ascomycota; Dothideomycetes; Pleosporales; Pleosporaceae
Exons: 3
Coding region: 1-417 (138 amino acids)
Biological process (GO): nucleosome assembly
Cellular component (GO): nucleosome
Molecular function (GO): structural constituent of chromatin; protein heterodimerization activity; DNA binding
Source: RefSeq, a predicted model, not a curated record
AUGCCCCCCAAGGCCCAGAAGACUCCCACCACCGGCGGCAAGGCCCCGGCCGGCAAGGCUCCCGCUGAGAAGAAGGAGGCUGGCAAGAAGACCGCCGCGCCCUCUGGCGACAAGAAGAAGCGCACCAAGACCAGGAAGGAGACCUACUCCUCCUACAUCUACAAGGUCCUCAAGCAGGUCCACCCCGACACCGGUAUCUCCAACCGCGCCAUGAGCAUUCUCAACUCUUUCGUCAACGACAUCUUCGAGCGCGUCGCCACCGAGGCCUCCAAGCUCGCUGCCUACAACAAGAAGUCCACCAUCUCAUCGCGUGAGAUCCAGACAUCAGUCCGUCUGAUCCUGCCUGGUGAGCUUGCCAAGCACGCCGUGUCUGAGGGUACCAAGGCUGUUACCAAGUACUCCUCUUCCACCAAAUAG